AUGAAGAUCUAUGAAGCCGAGGUUUGGGUGAAACCCUGGACGGACUUGAAACAAUUCAAACACUUCAAGCUUUCUGAUCAAGCACCAUCGUCUAACUCUGCUGAUGCUGAUGUUGGUGUCAAAAAAGGCAUGGCGAACGAGAACGAGCCCGCGAAGCAGCUUUUACCACACCUUCAACGCAUCGAUGAAUUGCAAAAGUUGCUCAUUACUAAAGUAAAUGGUGGAGAAAAAAGUAUCAGUGAUGCUCAUGGAAAUGAUUACUGGAUCCUCAAACUCUGUUUCAUGUUACAAACUCUUGAUGCCAUGGAGAAAAAAGUUCUUGGCGUUUGCUUUGGUCACCAGGUACUAUGCAGGGCUUUGGGUGGAAGGAUAGAGCAGAAACAAAAAUAUGCAGCAUGGGAAGCAGCUGAUAUAGGAAAGCAGCUCUCCAUCAACCACAUUAAACUAUACUUAUUAACAAGGGUCUGA
Messenger RNA from Gastrolobium bilobum, 468 nucleotides. RefSeq lists its product as uncharacterized. The record is from RefSeq and is a predicted model, not a curated record. NCBI's taxonomy places the organism in Eukaryota, Viridiplantae, Streptophyta, Magnoliopsida, Fabales, Fabaceae. The transcript is spliced from 5 exons. Gene Ontology annotation, cellular component: cytosol. The coding region runs from base 1 to 468 and encodes 155 amino acids.